Messenger RNA from Penicillium cataractarum, 300 nucleotides. RefSeq lists its product as uncharacterized. Bases 1 to 300 code for a protein of 99 amino acids. The record is from RefSeq and is a predicted model, not a curated record. The transcript is spliced from 2 exons. Lineage: Eukaryota; Fungi; Ascomycota; Eurotiomycetes; Eurotiales; Aspergillaceae.
AUGACUCCGAUCGGACUUCUGGAAAUUCUGCCUCCUCAGCCACACACCGCCACGCUGGUCCCCCUCUUUUAUGACGCCUGGUAUCGUAUUGUCACGUUGGCCCCUGCGCUGCCAACUUUCCCGGAGGUUCGUCCAGUUUGUCCAAGCAGGCCACGCGCCGCAGCUGUUGUGAUGGUAAAAGCUCACUGCGAUCGCUCACUGCGAUCAUUCAAAGACACAAUUGAUUUCCCUGACUCCAAGACCCCCUUCGACCUCCACACCAACAUUCCCGUCCGUGAUAUUCUCUUUUGGGAGCAUUGA